Molecule: messenger RNA, 1188 nt
Organism: Naumovozyma castellii
Lineage: Eukaryota; Fungi; Ascomycota; Saccharomycetes; Saccharomycetales; Saccharomycetaceae
Gene: EAF3
Product: Eaf3p
Exons: 1
Coding region: 1-1188 (395 amino acids)
Source: RefSeq, a predicted model, not a curated record
AUGUUUCAAUUAGGCGGUAAAUGCCUAGCAUUCCAUGGCCCAUUAUUAUAUGAGGCUAAGAUACUGAAGAUGUGGGAUCCGUCAACGAAAACGGUCACCACCUGGAAUUCUGACCCAAAGGAUCCAAAGGAAGUGGAGAAAGACGUAAUUGCAGAAGAAGAUGAAAUACCACCGGAGAUAAUUAAUUUUCCAUGUUAUUUUAUUCAUUACCAGGGUUGGAAAUCUACCUGGGAUGAAUGGAUAGGAAAUACAAGAAUCAGAGAAUUCAAUAAUGAAAAUGUUGAGUUAAAGAAAAAACUGGCAAGUGAUGCUAAGGAGGCCAAGAAAUUACAAGAACAGAAGGAGAAAGAAAAGAAGAAGAAAACAUCUACUAGUGAAAACAAUUCGUCAACGCACUUACAUAACCUAAGUGGUACCAAUAAGAGGAAACAAAGUGAUGGCAGAUCUAAUGGAAUUUUGAAACCAUAUACAAGUAGCCACAGCCGAUCGAGUCGGAAUCUAAGCAAUGAACAAUCACAAGGUUAUAGCACCGAUUCCUCCAAUAGGAAGACAUCACCCCCAUUACCGUCCUCUUCUACCUCACAAUCAUAUCAACACCAAGUUAUUCAACAACAGUUACAUCAUCACAACAACUCGUUUCCUCGAAUAACCCUACAUAUUCCCAUGAAAUUAAAAUCUAUCUUAGUCGAUGACUGGGAAUCCAUUACAAAAGAAAAAAAGAUUAUAAAAUUACCAUGCAAUAGGACAGUAAAUUCAAUUUUGGAUGACUAUGAAGCUGAACAACUUUCUGAUCCCGAAAAUAACUCAUUAGUGUUUCAAUCGCAACUGAAUGAAUAUUGCCAGGGAUUGAAAUUGUAUUUUAAUGAAACAUUACCAAGACUAUUAUUGUACAGAUUAGAGAGAUUGCAAUAUGAUAACUACUUGAAGGAACAUUUGAAGGAAACCAUGGAAGUAUCAGCAGUUUACGGCUCAGUUCACUUAUUGAGGUUGAUCAGUCUAUUGCCAGAAUUGAUAUCGACGACGACAAUGGAUCCCCAAAGUUGUCAACUGAUUAUCAAACAAACUGAAAAUUUACUAAUUUGGAUGGUUUUACAUAUAGACAAGCUUUUUGAUGAUAAGACCGUGGGAUCAGAAGAGUACUAUGUCAAUACAUCUAGCCAAUAUGAAGGUGUCGCGUUGAAUAUGUAA